AUGUCGUCCAACUACGCUCUACCAGUUUCUCACAAGGAGAUGCUCGAGAAGUCCCUCCUCGAGUCUGACCCCGAGGUCGCCUCCAUUAUGAAAGAUGAGGUUCAGCGCCAGCGCGAGUCCAUCGUUCUCAUCGCCUCGGAGAACAUCACCUCCCGGGCCGUCUUCGACGCCCUUGGCUCUCCCAUGUCCAACAAGUACUCCGAGGGUUACCCCGGCGCCCGCUACUACGGUGGCAACCAGCACAUCGACCAGAUAGAGCUUCUUUGCCAGAAGCGUGCGCUCGAGGCCUUUCACCUCGACGCCGAGAAGUGGGGCGUCAACGUCCAAUGUCUCUCCGGCAGCCCUGCCAACCUGCAGGUGUACCAAGCCAUCAUGCCUCCUCACGGCCGCCUCAUGGGCCUUGACCUUCCCCAUGGCGGUCACUUGAGCCACGGUUACCAGACGCCCCAGCGAAAAAUCUCGGCCGUGUCCACCUACUUUGAGACGUUGCCUUAUCGUGUCGACCUCGAGACCGGCAUCAUCGACUACGACCAGCUCGAGAAGAAUGCCGUCCUGUACCGGCCAAAGAUCCUCGUCGCCGGCACUUCGGCCUACUGCCGUCUCAUCGACUACGAGCGCAUGCGCAAGAUUGCCGACCUCGUCGGUGCUUACCUCGUCGUCGACAUGGCGCACAUUUCCGGCCUCAUCGCCGCCGAAGUGAUCCCCACGCCCUUCAAGUACGCCGACGUCGUGACGACGACGACGCACAAGUCUCUCCGCGGACCUCGCGGCGCCAUGAUCUUCUUCCGCAAGGGAGUUCGCUCGGUGGAUGGCAAGUCGGGCAAGGAGACCAUGUACGACCUCGAGGGCCCCAUCAACUUCUCCGUCUUCCCCGGCCACCAGGGUGGUCCCCACAACCACACCAUCACGGCGCUCGCCGUCGCCCUCAAGCAGGCGCAGACGGCCGACUUCAAGGCGUACCAGGAAAAGGUCGUCUCCAACGCCAAGGCUCUGGAGAAGAGGUUCAAGGAGCUGGGCCACAAGCUCGUCGCCGACGGCACGGACAGCCACAUGCUCCUUCUCGACCUCCGCCAGCACAGCCUGGACGGCGCCCGCGUCGAGGCGGUCCUGGAGCAGAUCAACAUCGCCUGCAACAAGAACUCGAUCCCCGGCGACAAGAGCGCGCUGACGCCGUGCGGCAUCCGCAUCGGCACGCCCGCCAUGUCCAGCCGUGGCUUUGACGAGAAGGCCUUUGAGCGCGUGGCCACCUACAUCGACGAGAGCAUCAAGAUCUGCAAGGAGGUGCAAGCCUCGCUGCCCAAGGAGGCCAACAAGCUCAAGGACUUCAAGGCCAAGGUGGCCAGCGGGCAGGUUCCGCGAAUCACGGAGCUCAGGAAGGAGAUUUCUGCCUGGACCAGCGCCUUUCCCCUCCCCGUCGAGGGCUGGCGCAUGGAUGCCGGCAUCUAG
Messenger RNA from Drechmeria coniospora, 1446 nucleotides. RefSeq names its product Serine hydroxymethyltransferase. Gene Ontology annotation, cellular component: cytoplasm. Lineage: Eukaryota; Fungi; Ascomycota; Sordariomycetes; Hypocreales; Ophiocordycipitaceae. The coding region runs from base 1 to 1446 and encodes 481 amino acids. The transcript has 4 exons. Gene Ontology annotation, molecular function: zinc ion binding; cobalt ion binding; pyridoxal phosphate binding. Gene Ontology annotation, biological process: folic acid metabolic process; L-serine catabolic process; tetrahydrofolate interconversion. The record is from RefSeq and is a predicted model, not a curated record.